This is a messenger RNA of Helobdella robusta, 2346 nucleotides long. RefSeq lists its product as hypothetical. The record is from RefSeq and is a predicted model, not a curated record. Gene Ontology annotation, molecular function: zinc ion binding; ubiquitin-protein transferase activity. The transcript is spliced from 4 exons. Gene Ontology annotation, cellular component: nucleoplasm; chromatin. Gene Ontology annotation, biological process: positive regulation of DNA-templated transcription. NCBI's taxonomy places the organism in Eukaryota, Metazoa, Annelida, Clitellata, Rhynchobdellida, Glossiphoniidae. The coding region runs from base 1 to 2346 and encodes 781 amino acids.
AUGGCUUCUUCCGACGCCGAGUGUGAGUCGGAUUUGGAGGAACAGGCCCGAUCGUUGACGACUUGUUCCAUAUGCAUGGACCAGUUCACGAACCCCAAGGUUCUUCCAUGUCAUCAUACGUUUUGUUUGGUCUGUCUGAAGAAUUGUUACGAAUCUGUGAACAAGACUCGUCUGAUUGCAGUCAGUAACUUUCCGUGCCCCACCUGCAGAAAGACCUGCUACGUUUCGCCCCAGGGGCUUGAAGCCCUGCCGACCGAUUUCAGGAUUGCCCAGAUUUUGGACCUCAUGUCAGCCAUUGAAAGCUCCCUUCAGUCGCAACAAAAAAGUAAAACUAAACAAAAUUUUGAUUUUGGUAAUUGUUCAAUUUGUCGAUUUCAACGUAGAGAAAGACAUUCUGAAGGAUUUUGUCUGCAGUGUGAAAAGGCAUUCUGUUCUCAAUGUUUAUCCCAUCAUGGAAAAACAAAAAUAUUUCAGGAUCACGUAGUUUUAAAUGACAAACAAUUUGGAUCGAGUGAUUCUGGCAGUCAGAACAAGGAUCCUGAGAAAUGUGGUGAACAUGAUGCAGAUUAUAAAUAUUUCUGUGAAGACUGUUCUACUUUGUUAUGUACUGUGUGUUGUUUGUUCUCAGAACAUAACAGCCAUUCUAUCAAAGAGAAAUCAUCAGCUGUUUCACUUUACACAACACAACUAGCAGCAAUGGAAAGUGAUUUGAAAAGUAAACUAGCCAAGACACAGCCAAUGAAAGAGCAGUAUGAUGAGAUGAAAAAAGUCCAGAUGAAGAAUUAUGAGGAGUGUGAAAGUGAUAUCAAAGCAGCUGCCAAGCAAGCAGUUGCCACAAUUGAGAAAAUGGAAACUCAACUGUUGAUGAACUUAAUAAAUAAUCAUGACAAUUCUAUGCACGAAUUAAGUGAAGUUAGCAGCAAACUUAAUGCUAAUUUUGAAAUGUGUCAAAAAAAUAUUGAAUUAGUUUCGCAAUUAAAAUCUCAGCCAGGGAGUAGAGAUUUUUUUGUGGACUUUAACCAAAUAAAGCAAUCAGUUUCAUUGAUGCCAUCUAUGGAUAAUAUAAAACCAGCCAUCCAGCCAGAUACUUUUAAAUUUGUUUUAAAUUUAAAUGUUUCACUAGGAACUUUAGUUAAGAAUAAAAAAGUAGCAGAAUCAACAGCAACAGCUUCAAGUAGCAGCAAUCAAAGCACCAAAGAACAUUCAGUGAGAGAUCAACAAAUAAUGAGAAAGGAAUCAUUCAACAACAAAGAAAACAAAUCUGAAAAUUUGAGGUUCAAAAGAUUUGAUCCUUUACCUAAACCUGCAAAAAUUUCAAAACUUCAAGUCUCAACGUCCACAUUAAACAUUGACCAACCACCUCCUAAUUUGAAUUCAACUUUGGAUAGGAAAGACAGCUUGACAGUGCCAAAACAAGAGGCCCCAGAUAAAAUAAUCAAAACAUUGAGUAGAAGGUUGAGCGGCCGACUGUCAAGGACUGCCCUCCAAACGACAAUCGCCACAUCACCGAGUAGGAAGAAGUUGCAUUGGGUAGCCGAGGGAUUUUCACAAUGUCGAGACUGUUGUUUCAUGAAGUUGGCUGACCAAUGGCUUGUUGUUGCCUGCGACUACAAAGCCACAAAUGCAGCUGACCGCAUCAAAGCUUUUGAUUUGAAAGGCAACCUGCACCAUGCUAUCAACACGAGGCAGGUAGUUGAACCCUGGUCCAUCAUCUUCCAAUCAUCUGGAAACAGCAUCAUCGUCACCGACCAUGCAAGCAGGGCUAUCAAGAGGAUUCAACUGGACGAGUCAGGCAAAUGUUCACGUGUCCUAACAAUGAGCCAAUCAUAUUUGGACCGACCUACUGGAAUAUCAAUGACCAGGUGCGGGGACUACGUGGUCACCGACUCGGGGAACAGACCCCACCGACUGGCCGUCUACUUUCAAACGUCCAACUACGUCGAACGAAAACUGGAAUUUGGCAACAGAGGGAAGGGUGACAGCGAGGUUGGACUUUCAAAUUACGUGGUGGUCGACCACCGAGAUCGAGUCAUCGUCUCGGAUAUCGAGGAACGACACGUGAAAGUCUUUUCGGCUGAGGACGGUUCACAAAUUUUAAAGUUCAGUUGCAGUUGUUCGUUUGAUGGCACUAAAGAAAUGGAGCCCCAGGGAGUGGCUGUUGACGACGCUAACAACAUCUUCGUGGCUGAUCAGGCUAUGAGGGGAAUUGCCAUGUUCAGUGGUGAGGGCCAGCUGAUCAACAAUGUCGUCUCUACGAAGGGCUCGCCCUGGGGUCUUGCGUACCUCGACGAGUUGAGGAUUCUGGCUGCUGCCACAGAUAAGGGACUUGAAGUUUUUGAAUUAUAG